AUGACAGGCGCUUUCUGGGGCGGGCCACGCGGGGCACUGCACGGGCACCGACAGUUCGAGGGGGUAAGCGACGGCAACGAGGUCUCGAUGCGGAAAAAUAAAGGCGGCGUACGGGACCGUGCCAAGAGUUUCCCUCAGAACCGUGUGUUGUCCCCGUGCCAAGUUGUGCCCCAUAAAGACAGCAGCUCUCGGGCUUCUCCUGCAAGGUCCAUCACCAGAGCCUACUACAGGAACUCGGUUGGCGGACUCCUCCUCUUUGACAUUACAAACCGCAGGUCCUUCCAGAACGUCCACGAGUGGCUAGAGGAGACCAAGGUGCGCGUCCAGCCAUACCAGAUCGUCUUUGUUUUGGUAGGUCACAAGUGUGACCUUGACACACAGCGGCAAGUCACCAGGCACGAGGCUGAGAAACUGGCUGCUGCAUAUGGUAUGAAGUACAUUGAGACCUCAGCUCGGGAUGCCAUUAACGUGGAGAAGGCCUUCACUGAUCUGACUCGAGAUAUAUACGAGCUUGUUAAAAGGGGGGAAAUUUCAAUCCAGGAGGGAUGGGAAGGGGUAAAGAGCGGGUUUGUCCCAAACGUAGUGCACUCUUCAGAAGAAGUGGUGAAAUCAGAUAGGCGAUGCUUGUGCUGAGCUCUUCUAGUGAGGCGAGUGGUGAUGAACUCUACUAACCAAACCUACUUUACUAAGUGAACUCGGUGUGACCGAAGGGAGAGCAACACUCGGGUUGUGAACAGCCUCCCAUGUUGUUUUUGGACACCAGAACAGACCCCGGAGAGAAAUGUUCUGUUCCAAAUAACCUUUCAGAACUGGGGGCUACAAACGUAAAGGAGAGUGAGUGAGGGUGCACGUAGAUGUUGUAAGGCGACAGGAAGCAGAAAUGAGGGGCUGCACGAGACAGGAGAGCGCAUACAGGGAGCUGAACGGGCUGGCACCUGCCAGGGUACUGUACAUGUCCUCUUUUAAGUAAAUCCAUAGCUCCAUGCUGGGUCUUGAAGCCACAGUAUGGAUACUUUAGUAGUAUAACAAAUGGGCAGACAGAGAGAAGGAAAGGGGACAUGGUCGUUUGUGUCAGUUGUUUAUUACCAGGAAGGUGUAAAGGCAGCACAGAUACCAUUUCCUCAGAAGGCCAACACCACAGGAAAAGUUUACUGACGUAGUGUGCACACGCCUGAAUUUUUUCUUAUGUUCUUGACCCUAGUUUGAUAGCAAAGAAUAUUCUGUGGGAUUUAAAGAGGAAAACAGUAGUUAUUUGAUUGGUAAUUAAAAUUUAAAUUAUCCCCCCCCCCCAGUAGUGCUUUUCUUGCUGUGCUGAACUGGGAUUCUGUGGCAACUCCUGCUUCAGUAGUAAUUAUUCAAUGCAUUUUUACGCAUUUACUGCCUAGGUGAGUACCUUGAAAAUACCCAAAGUUCAGGGCUUUCUGAUAGAAUUAAGUGGUCAAGAGCAUAAAGAGAGCCCCGUGUCCUCAUGUUGUAGCUUAAGGCUGGGGUGCACCAACAUUUCUGUCUUGCUAACAGCGCUGUGCUGACCUUUGGGUGUCUUACCAGCCAGGUCACGAGGUGAAAUGGAAAGGGGGGGGCAGGGAAACGACAAAAAAACCCAACCCCAACAAAAUAAAAUUAAAAAAAAAAACUUGAAAAGGUUAACUCAGGUGCAUCAGACAUCCUAAACAGUGAGCUUUGCUUUUAAAGAAGUGAAAGAGCAUGCGAAGCAGCAGCUUCCAUCAGUACUUUCUGCUGUUAAAGUGUCAUUUUCUUUCUUGGCAUCUGGAAGAAGAGAAGUAGCACUGGGAAGGAGGCGCACACAGCAGACGUGGCUGAGCAGGUGGAAAGGAAAGCCGCAAGGCAAGCUCAAGAGUAAAAUUUUCCUCCAUGUUUUAAUUUGACAAAAGAGGCUCUAUCUCAGGUAAGCAAAGCUGGAGAAGAUUGAUGCAGAGCGCGCCACGGGAGCUUGGCUGCCAUGGGCUCUCACGGGCCGACGCCAGUGGAGAGCGCAAGGUUUGCUCGGAUCAGGUCUGUUUGUUAGUUGUAUUUUCACAAGGGCAAGGACAAACAAGAUGGAAAGGGUCAGGUUCUUCAUUCGCUGAGUGGGAAGUCGCCAAGCAACCGCUUUGGUCUUUCAGGGUUGAGCUGUUCACGAGGUGUGCCUUGGGUUGCCUGGCUGAGGGUAGCAGAGCUGGAGUGGUACGUUAGCGGCAGUUAGAAGUUGGAUCAAACAGCGGCUUAGCAAUAGCAAAAUUCCAUAAUUCUCUGUGCAGGAACCUGGCCAGCAGGGGAAAGAUCGCGACAACCGAUAUUUUAUCUACUGAGUUUUGGCCAUUCCCCUCUACUGCUCCCAGAGAGAAAGUCCAGCGAGCCUAAACCAGUAAGUGCAUUCAGGCCUCCAGAGUAAAUCUUCAAUUUAAAACUCCAAGAGUCGUAAUGCUAAAGAGGAAGAGUACAGAAGAAAAUGUACGCAGUCUUAACUACUUAGAGGUAAUAAAUGGUUAUAUUAAAUGAUAGAGAAAUCAUUAUAUACAUCUUUUUCUAAUUCCUUGCAUUUUCUAGACAGCUUAUUAAACUAUAGGAACUGUAGAUUCAUCUGUACAAAAUUUGGAAUGUUUUUUCUAAGAUGAAGAACUUAUAGGAUAUGCUAAGAAUUCUUUUCUAACAACUGGUUUUAAUGCUUUGACUUCUAACACAAGAGGGAUUUAGAGAAAUCAGCAGGUGGUACCUUUCACAGGAUAAAGGUCAGGAGCUCUUUUACUCUAGGACAAAAAUGAAAAAAAAAAAAAGAAAAUAACUUUCUGUGGUCGCUACCACAUGUUAAAAACAAUCUGCAUGUUAGAUUGCAAUUGCUCAGAAUCUCCCAAAUAAAAGCAUACUAUACACGUUCCUCGCUUUCUGUUAUGCACUGUAACGAAAUGUGAAAAUAACGCUGUAUUUAGCUGUCUGUACGUGACUGAAAAUAUGCUUGUAUUUAGCAAAAUGGUUACUAUGUGAU
Egretta garzetta (little egret) is the source of this 2983-nucleotide messenger RNA. Its product is annotated as ras-related protein Rab-39B. Bases 1 to 633 code for a protein of 210 amino acids. Gene Ontology annotation, cellular component: Golgi membrane. The transcript is spliced from 4 exons. Gene Ontology annotation, molecular function: GTPase activity; GTP binding. The record is from RefSeq and is a predicted model, not a curated record. Lineage: Eukaryota; Metazoa; Chordata; Aves; Pelecaniformes; Ardeidae.